UGACAGGAGCCGCGGCAGCAGCGUGUGGGAGCAGGACGGCAAUGUGAGCAUCGCCUGGACCCUUCCGUCAGCUCAUCCGGCGCAGCCAUGUGUCACCAACAUUCUGGACCAAUGCUCUCUUGAUGCAGCACACUAUGUCCUGAAGCUGUACACUGUCAUGAACCAGAGCGGUGCUGGUGCCAGGAGAAGAGGACCAGGGAACGGGGAGUAAUGGAGCACACACAAGGCUCACUCCACCAUGACUCUCUACAUGCAGUCGUCAAGGGUCAUAUCCACAUCAAUUACUAGAAGUCAGUCAUUUGCAGGCGUUAACUCAAACUACGAAAAGACCAGACAUCGACAGGCCUUCCAUACACCAACUGUUUCUCGAAAGUCUGGAUCUAAAGUUCGUAGAAUGUUCUCUAUGUCACACAAGUCCCCUCCUCCUAAGGUUCCUCAGCCUGACAGAGUGGACGAGGUCUAUAAUGCACUGAAAAGGGGACUGGGGGCAUACUUAGAAGUCCACCAAGUCGAACUGGAUAAGCUGUCAGUCCAGAUCAGAGAAUCUAAAAGGAACUCAAGACUGGGUUUUUUAUAUGACUUAGACAAGCAAGUGAAGUCUAUUGAGCGGUUUAUCCGGAAAUUAGAAUUUCACACAAGUAAGAUAGAUGAGUUAUAUGAAGCAUACUGUAUCCAGCGUAGAUUGAGGGAUGGCGCACAUAAUAUGGUUAGGGCUUUUUCCUCCUCUCCAAGUAGUAAAGAGGCCCGUGAGAGCAUGACAGAAGCUGGAAAAGGAUACAAAGAAUAUACAGAGAACAUGUGUGUACUAGAGAAUGAACUUGAAAGUCAGCUGGGAGAAUUUCGCAUUAAAAUGAAGGGGCUUGCGGGAUUUGCAAGGUUGUGUGCUGGAGAUCAAUAUGAGAUUUUUAUGAAGUAUGGCCGGCAACGCUGGAAAUUAAAGGGACGCAUUGAAGUAAAUGGAAAGCAGGUUUGGGACAGUGAGGACAUGGUAUUUCUUCCACUAAUCACGGAGUUCCUUUCUAUAAAGGUCACAGAACUGAAGAGCCUUGCAAACCAUGUCAUAGUAGGCAGUGUUUCAUGCGAAACAAAAGACCUCUUUGCAGCUCUUCCCCAGGUUGUAGCAGUGGAUAUUAAUGACUUGGGAACAAUCAAACUAAAUUUGGAGGUCAAUUGGAAUCCAUUUGACAAGGAAGACCAACCCUCAGCUGCCAGUACUGUAAAUAAAACCUCUACUGUGAACAAGCGAUUUUCCACAUAUAAUCCUAGUCCUCCAGAUACCCCCUCAUUGCGGGAACAAGCAUUUUAUAGUUCCUUGUUGCCAGAUCUGGGAAAGCAUAGCUGGCCAAUGCUUGUAAUGCUUCGAGAGACCCUAACUGACAAAUUGUCUCAGGCUUGCUCGUGCAAUGAUGUCUCAUCUGUCCAGGUUAAUACUUAUGAGCAAGACUACUAUAAUAUGUUACGACGUCAGGAUGAUUUGGAAAAUGGAGCUGCCUGGUCAAUUUCUUCAGAAUCUUCUGAUGAUUCCUCUAGCCCACAGUUACCUAGCAGUACUUGGCAUACUCCCAAGAACAUUGUUCAACCUGAACUUCAGGCAUCUGCUCCAGAUAUAGAAAUAUCCUUUACACAAACAGACGAAAGUGUGGUCACAGGAGCAGAUAUUUCAACCCAGGAAGUGGAAAACGAUGUAAAAAUAGGUCAUGAAAUCGUGGCAUCAACAAAAGGCUCUGUAGCUAAUGGCCAUGUAGUAUACUCAAGGACAUUAAGCCAUAUAAGUGAAGUAAGCUUUGAUGCUGCAGGUUCAGAUUUCCAUGUCUUGGAUGAACCUCAGAUAACCCUACCAUUUGAUAAGGAUGUUUUGGAAAGUGUUGCUGUUCAAGACAACUGUGAAAAAGUUGACAGUUUGCAAAUCACUGCACAAUUAACCUGUGCUAAGGAAGAGGAAAAUGAAAUACUUCACAUAAAACCUGAAGCAGAUGUGGAGCAAGUGAUCAUUGAUUCAAUUCAGUCAUUGAAUUCAGAGACUCAAGUACAGGAGAUUGUACCUUGUGCUGAAGAGUUUGAACUUGUGUUAAAUAACCUUGUUGAGACUCAGCAGCCUGUAGUUCAUGGUUCUCCCACUAAUCCUCCAUGUUUGGACACUGUUCCAGAAGAGAGGGAGAGUCCCAUCUUUGCAGUAGUAUACUCUGACUCCACAAAAAGGAGGAAUGUUGAUGGUGUGGAUGAGGCAAUUAAUUCCUUGAGUUCAUCACUGGAUGACUACCGGGGCCAAUUCCCUGAAUUACAGGCACUUGAAAUUAAACUCCGACAUCUGGAAGAGAUUCUCAUGCAGAAGCAAGGAGUAUUCAGAAGCAGAGCAUCCAGCAUAAGCCUCACAGUGGAAAAUGCCCUUGAGAGUUUUGACUUCUUAAAUACCACUUCUGAUAUGGAGGAUUCAGAAUGCUCGGAGGGAGAAGGUGUUCCAAAUGAAAGGAGCGAGAGUAGUGAAGCUGUGCCUGUAACACCAAUUGAACAGAAAAAGGCCAAGAUGGAGGAUGUUGUGGUAUGCUCUUCCUCUGAAGGACUCUCCAAUCCUCUGACCACUGGUAGUGAACAGUUGGAUAAGGCCUUGGUUAUACACCUGCACAACUGCAAUAGGCUGCUGUUGCAUUUAGGCACAUUUGGACCCCUUCGCUGUCAUGAGUUAUAUGCACUUGAUAAAUUAAUGAGAGAAGCCCAUAUCUUGGACAUGAUCUGUACGCUAACCGAGGAAAAAUCAGGAAGGGAACAUUCUGCAGUAGAAGUUUUGAAAUUUUCAACACCAAAAGAAAGAAUUGUGGAGUUCUGGAAUGAAUGUGUACAGCCCUCAGAUGUGUUUGUAUGCUCUGUGGAGACAAUUUUGCAGUCUUUGAAUAUACAAUAUGCUGAAAAAAUCAACUUGCAACAACAAGGGCUUUCUGAUGCUGUCUUUGUAAAGCUGCUUGAAGAUAUUUUGGAUCAAAAGUUGCCCAGAAGAUCCAGAACCACUGAAGGUGAACAUAUAACAAUCUUUCAGUAUUGGAGAUACUUUGAUUCGACCACAGCCACUGAUUUGGAUGUCCUCAUGCAUAAUUUGUCAAAAGAAGUACUGUUUGUGCAGAAAUUGAAUUCAGAUGAUCAGAAUGUAGUUCUUAAAGCCUUGAAGAGGGUGUCUGAGAGCAGCAUACAGAAGGAAGGAUUCAAGACUCUGAGCCUUUUACUUACUAAUGGAAACAGCAGAGUCAUUGCAGCUGCAUCGUCAUUGCUUAAAAGUUUUGCUGAACAGCAACCUUUUAGGGAACGGGCUCUUGUGUCCUACCUGGAGCAGCUUGAAGAUGAAGAUGUACACGUGCGUGUUGCAGGUUGUGCUGCACUAGGGUGUUUAAAGGCCAAAGAAAGCAUAGAACAACUUGUUUACCUGUGCCAAACAGACAAGGAGGAAGUAAAAGUGGCUGCCAAACAUAGUCUGAUACUUUUUGGAGAAGAUGGUAAAAAUGCUUGUCGGCAUUUGGAGGAAACUCUGGGAAAUCUGCCUCGACUUUUCUCACCUGGAGCAAUGGCAAGCACUGCGUUCUAAACCUACCAGACACGUCAUCUUGGAGACAAGAUGGACACAACUACGAGACAAGAGGCACAUGAGAGAGGAAUUUCAAGAUAUGAGCAAGUGUAGAUGACAGUAUUGAGGAGCAUCUUUACUGCGGACAGCUUUGUGCUGGAUGCUGAUAGAAAGCUUUAUUAAAAUGAUCUACCUCUGACAAUUGUAAUGUUUCACUAAGGGACAAGAUCAGUAAUGAGCAUCAACUACUACUCACUGUUCAAAUAUACAGUCCAUAUGUUCCAUUAUUGUGUGGGAUAAUGCAAUAUGAAAUCAGAGAGUUUGCAAUAUAGGAAGGCGCCUGCUCAUUGAUGUUUAUAUGUAGAUUUUAUUCCAUGAUGUAAAGAUCCGCCAUGCAUGCCCUCAUUACAGUACACGUGUAAGCAUGGGCUAAGUGACCACUGCUAUUUUUGUAACAAAUGCCACUAGUCCAUGUGGAGUGGUCCUUGUAACGGAAUUCUGUAUUUUUGUUUUUAAUGGGAAAUAACAUGAGAAGAAUGGCCUGAUGGGAAGCUUCCAGUGAUAGUCAGACCUUGUUUAUAUCAAUAAAUGUGGCUUAUAUUUUUACAACAACAAAAUAAUAGCAGUCUAUAUGAGAUCUGUCAACUGACUAUUUCUUGUGUAAAAUUGUGCUAUAUCUUUAUAUGUUCAGGUUAUAAUUCUGCUGACACUCUUGAUAUAUAGUUUUCUUCAGCAAUUCUUUACUCAUCAGUUAUUUAGUUACUAAUUUAAGGGACAUUUCCAUCAGAACAGGGUAUUUUUUCAUACUCAAUAUUUAUAAAAACAAACAAACUUUUUUUUAGAUUUUUUUUCCUGCUUUUCUCGUUCAUUUCGACAGUACUAUGCCAUUGGAAUUUAAAUGCAAAAUAUUGUCCUUUUGUAGCAGUCAAUACAAAUAAGACCUGCAGUAUAGAUAUACCUAUCUAUUGUCAGUUUACUGCCACGCUGAGGGGAAUAUUUUAUCUCAAGGGUAACCCUCAUGAUAGUAAUUCUAGAAUUAGAAUAACAGUAGGACAGCUCUAUUGUUCUCUUGAUAGGCAUAGAUAAAGAUGCCCAUAGAAGAGCACUGCAUUGGUUAGUAUAUUGUGUCACUCAUCCUUCUUCCCUCGCUGAAGACGUUAAGUGGGACUACCCGCUGUACUAAACGUCCAAUCAAAUAGGAGCCAGGAUGGGAAGUAAUAAAGAUGGAGUGACUUAAAAAAAAAAAUCAUAUCCAGAAAACCAUCCACCCCUUUUUUGAUAAAACAAAUUAAUUAGAACAUUCACAUAUAGGCUGUUAAUAUGUGAUACAUUUUUGCUGGAAGUGUCCCUUUAAAGGGAAUCUGUCACCAGCAACCUUCUUAUCUACGAGUUUGCAUAGACAUAUAGCUGUGGUUCAUCUGAUUAAAGUGCUGUUUUUCUUUUGUUGAUCUGAAGCUUCGUUCCCAAGUUAUGAUACUUAGGCUUUUGGUUGCACUUGCUCUUUUGUUGCACCCAAGCUCCACUCCUUUCUGCCUUUCUGUGGCAGGCCCCUCCCUGGCUGCUUUGGCGCUGCCUAGCGCUGUCAAUCAUAGCAGCCAGAGAGGGGGUGGCCACAGAAGGGGGGGGGGGGGGUGCUUGUGUGCAACAAGAACAAUGGUGACGCCCUCAUUGCACUAAUGGCCUAACUUGCAUAAUGGGAAAAUUAUAACUUUGGAACAGAGCCUCAGAUCAACAAAAGAGAGUUUUGAUUACUGAACCACAGCUAUGUGUCUAUGCAAAUACUUGACUAGGGAGGUCACUGGUGACAGAUCCCUAAAUACAAAUGUAUUGUUUUAGUUGUUGUCACGGCUGCACCUAAUCAGUAAUAUCACAGCUGCAGUUGGAUGAAUAGUGUUGAACUAUAAAAAAACGGACACAUCACUCUUAAGACUCCUGCUUGCUGUAUAACUAUCACUAUGUCGGGGUUUACGUGGAUAGGCGUCAACCAUCACAAAUCUGCUGUGUAUCUCAUUUUAAUGUUGGGCCCAUAAAAGUGAAGUUUUAAUAGGACAUUGUCCAUUGUGCUGAAAUCUACAUAAGGCUGCGUAAGGCCCAAUUACACCAGAAGAUAAUUGAUAAGAUCAUCUCUAACAAGCACUCGUAUGAAUGCUAUUUAGCGAUGAUCUGGCAGUAUAAUACUACUGCCGAUUACCUGAUGAACAAGCAAAUGCUCGUUCAUCAGGUAUUCAGUCUUUCAACAUGUUUAAAAAUAAUCGUUUUCAGGCAGCAGAUUGUGUUGUGUAAUCAGCACUCUGCUGCUGGCAAACAAUGAUUCAGUAUGAGGAUGAGCGAUAGCAUUAGCGAUCACUCGUCCCCAUACUGAGGAGGAGAUUGCGGCUUGUAAUAGCAGCUGUCUUCUCCACUAGAGAGCAGGGGAUUGCCAGGAAGGAACACUUCCUUCCCGACAGUCGCCUGCCUGAUCAGCAGGUGUAAUAGGACCUUUAAUCUGGGAACUCCAUGCACAAUGAUGUGUAUCCUGAGGUGGUAAACUGACUUACAUUUCCUUUUCCUUCUCUGGGAAAAAUUACUCACCUUGCUCAACUCUAGUACUGCACCCUGGUAAGCAACUGCUGCUGGCAAGGUAGACCAGUUGCUAAGUCUACUGUGGCCUGCCUUCUAUCUUCCGCUGCAACCUGUGCCCUGCGGCUUUGGCUAUACAUCACUGCCAGUUGCCCAGAGAUGACAUCAAGGCAGUGGUUUGGGAUCGGUGAGAGGAGUAUAAGCGCCUUUAACAAUUUGCAGGCCAUGGGAAAACUUUUGCUUUGUGCUGGAAUACCCCUUUAAUGUACAUUGCUUUUGCUAUUGAUCCUGACCUUGGCAUUGUUCUGCUCCUACCGAGUCUUUUGGAUACUAUGCUUGGUACUUGUACCUGGCCCUGACUUCUGGCCUGUAGCCUGUGUCAAAAUGAUUGCGGUAUGUGAUCGUAAUACAUUGUUCACCCAGGUUUUUUUUACUUUGUAGAAAUUACACAAAUCACAGAUAUAACACAAAACUAUUUUUUAAUAGCCGAACAUUCUACCUUCAUGAAACAUGCCUCAAACAAAUGACCAGCCCAAAACAGACCAGGUUGAUAUCCACUCUAAAAAAGUAUGGAGUGCACUAGAGAUGAGCGAAUCAAUUCUAACAAAUCAAAUUUGUUCAAAGUUGGCCUUCUGGUGCAGCAAGAGCCUGGCCCUGCUGCUCAAGACAAACCCCUUCCCCUUGAUUGACAGAGCCAUGUCAAUCUUGUGCCCUUGCUCUGAGUGGAACAGGCAUCAGCAGCAGAUAUUUUGUGCUUGAACAGUGCAGAUACACACUCCUCAUGUGCAGAAUAUGUCUGGUUACACCUAGAAGUAGAGAUGUUGGAUUUAAAUGAAGGAAAACUGCCUCCACUUCCAGGUGUACCCAGACAUCAGUAGCACACACACACAGUCAGUAGCAGCAGCAGCAGAUCCUCUGCUCUUGCACUGGUACUCGGAGCAACAUUAAAGGCAACCAAUUGAUAGGGCCAGGCCAGACUUCUGGCUCUGUCAAUCAAGGGAGUGAGGAGGAGUCUCUUGAAUAUUGGAACCAGCCCCCUAGUGCUCCAGAAGGCUGAUUGUAUAUGAAUUUCUACUAACCCUUAAAGACUUAAAUCUUAGACAAUAACUACUCAAACAACAUUAUUCCUAAAGAUUUGUGGUAUGAACCACCCUUUUUUAUAUUAAUGAGAAUACAGCAUAGGAGGAGCCUGAUUCCAAUCAUGGCAUGGCACUAACUAAGCAGGGGUCGGCCUGCCUGCCAGCUUACAACCCUUAACCAGGACAUCCAUGCCUAUUUGUCCUCCCAGGCAGGCUGGGAAAGUGUUGGCCCAGAAAAUCCUGGGGAUCUGUCAUCUGACUAGUGUUCGCCAACAUGCUCGUUCACUCUGCUGUAGGGCUAAUGGUAGCACACCAUGGUCCACCACAGAACUUCUCACCAAGAAAUUUGUUUAUACCAGGUCUGAAUACUUUUAAGUUAUUUAAUAAAAUGUAUUUGUAUAGCGCA
Molecule: messenger RNA, 7594 nt
Organism: Bufo gargarizans (Asiatic toad)
Lineage: Eukaryota; Metazoa; Chordata; Amphibia; Anura; Bufonidae
Gene: RIPOR1
Product: RHO family interacting cell polarization regulator 1
Exons: 24
Coding region: 239-3571 (1110 amino acids)
Source: RefSeq, a predicted model, not a curated record